Molecule: messenger RNA, 1187 nt
Organism: Fundulus heteroclitus (mummichog)
Lineage: Eukaryota; Metazoa; Chordata; Actinopteri; Cyprinodontiformes; Fundulidae
Product: GTPase IMAP family member 7-like
Exons: 2
Coding region: 63-893 (276 amino acids)
Molecular function (GO): GTP binding
Source: RefSeq, a predicted model, not a curated record
CUCCAAGAGGUCGUCACAUUGAAGCCAUCAGAGACCAACUGGUGUUCCCCUCAAAGCCAACGAUGAGCAGCAAACCAGCAACCAAAGCCUCAAAGGACAAAGAGCUCAGGGUUCUGCUCCUGGGAAAAACUGGAUCUGGGAAAAGUUCUGUUGUCAACACCAUCCUGGGCCUGGAUUUGAACGACCCAAACCGCUGUAAGACAGGAGCGUAUUUUGAUCGGGUGACAAAACAAUGUGAGCUGAAAACAGGAAAGUACAAAGACUUUGAGGUGAAGGUUCUGGAUACUCCUGGUUUGGGCUUCACGGAACAAACAGACAAAGACGUGAAGAAUGAGUUGCUGGAAGGCAUCAAGGAGAUUUCUCCUGGUCCUCAUGUCAUCAUCUGGGUUUCAAAGUUUGAUAAAAUUGUGGAAGAAGAUGUAAAAAUGCUGAAAGCUUUAAAGGAGGGCUUCAAGAACGCUCAUGGUCACAUCAUCUUCGUGUACACUGGGGAGGAAGAUAAAAAGGCAGGGGAUGCAAAAGCUGUCAAAGCUCCCAGUAAACUUGAGGAUUCUGCAAAGGUCCAAGUCUUCGACAACAAUGCUAAAGAUGCUGCGUUUAGAAAACAGGCAGAAAAACUGCUGCAGACGGUCAUAGAGAUGAAGGAGAAGAAUAAAGAAAAAGACAAAGAAUACUACAGCAGUGAUCUGUUCAAAAAAGCCAUCGAGACUUUCUUUAAUGAGCUGGAUAGAAAAGAACCACCUGCUGAUAAAGGCCCUGCAGAAAACAUUGUAGAUUUCUUGCUGAAGAUCACCUUAGAUGCUGCUGAUGGUACAUUAACUCGGGUCAGUUUCAUUAAGUCAGUUAAGGAUCUUAUUACUGACCUGGAAAGAAAAUUAAAAAAAACAGAAUAAUUUCAGGAUGCAUGCAGUUACUGUAUUUCUGCAAAGCAUAUUUGGUCCCUGAUGGAACCAUCUGUCCUGCAGAAGGUCCAGUCAGCUUCAGUUGGAAGGUUGCUGGUUCCAUACAGUUGUGCAAUACAUUCCUUUUUAGCUUUCUUAUAAAUUCAAAAUCUUAUGCUUUAGAACUUCACUUAAAAUUAGCGUUUCAUUCAUAUUACUAAUCUAGUUUGCAAAUGUCUACGUUUUUUUUCUACUGUCAUGCCUCAAUGUCCCCAUUGUGCGACAAUAAAGGAGUUUCUUAUCUUA